Molecule: messenger RNA, 818 nt
Organism: Astrephomene gubernaculifera
Lineage: Eukaryota; Viridiplantae; Chlorophyta; Chlorophyceae; Chlamydomonadales; Astrephomenaceae
Source: the annotation of a GenBank genome assembly
GAGGCGACCAGAGGCCCAGAGGGGGGAGUGGGAGGAGCAGUGGGAGCAGGCGGCAAUCAGCAGCAGUUGAACCCCAGUCAGCAACAGCAACACCCGCACUGGUAUAGCAAUUACAGCCACUUUCAUGGAAAUAGUAAUAAUAACAACAACGGCAGCAGCAGCAACGACCACAACCAAAAUAACAACCGUGACGCCUCCGGCACCAACCACCACUCCAACAACCACUCGCAACGGCCAAGCGACAAAAGCGAGGCGAGGGAGCUUGCGAGCCAGCUAUCCCGCAUGGAGGAGCGGCUGCAGCGGUUGCGGCUGGGGGCGGCAGCGGCGGGGGACCUUCGGGAGCUCGCCAAGAUGAGGUUGUUACCCUCCGUGACCCGCGGGGGACGCAGCACCCCCCAGCAGGCCGCCGGGUCCCCAACGGCUGCAGCAGCAGCACCUGCACCUGCAGCACCUGCGGCACCUGCAGCACCUGCAGCAGUGAAUCGGCCAUUGGAAAGGCGCUCUGCUUCCGUUGAGAUGUCGGUUAAUGAUGAGCUGGCGCUUAGCAUGGGCGCGAGCCAUGUGCAGUUGGGAGUUAACAUGGCGGCAACCGCCAUACACAGGGACGGUCGUGAAGAGCAGGCGGUGCUGUGGUUCGCCCUCAUCGACAUCCUGCAGCCCUACAACGCGGCAAAGAGGAUAGAGCAUGGUCUGAAGUCGGUGGUGCACUCGCCGAGCGCCAUCUCAGUCACCCACCCAGCUGCCUACGCAGCGCGUUUUCAGGGCUUUCUGAAGGACGUCUUCUGCGAGUGAUUAAUCAGGAAUGGAAAAGAAAGGGG